AUGCAUGCAAGUCAUUUCAAUGGAGGUACUAUUAGCUGGGCACCUAUUGAUCCUUAUGCUAAUUCAUCUUCAGUUGUCAUAACUAUUACACAAAGUUAUUCAUGGACUUAUCCUACUGUGUCCUGUACAACAAAUGUUCCAGUCUCAAGUGGUAAAACAAAUGCAAAUCUUACAUGCAUCGCUAAUUGUUCAACUGAUGGUGGCUAUUCAAGUGCACCUAUCGAAAUUCUAACUGAUUGUACUUCUUAUAGUUCUACAUUAGGCACAGUAUCAAGUGAACGAUCAGUCAAUAUUACACUUAAUACUAGUGCAUAUUUUUAUAUAGCAUAUAGAGGAAGUGCUUGGAGAGAUUUAUAUGCUACUUCAACAAGUGAUCUUGAUUGGUCUAUUGUAUCUUUAAUUGAUCUUCGUUUACGACCUGAUGGUAUAAUUAAUACUCCACCAGUAGCAAAUAUCCUUUCACCUCAAUAUGUUAUUGUAAAUACAACAACUCUCAUUGAUAUAUCUACGUCAGAUGUCAAUACAGGUGAUGAUGUACGUUGUCGAUGGGCAGUCAAUAAAGGCAAUGCAUCAUUUAAUGAAUGUAGUGAGAUAUGUUAUUCAAGUCGUUUACCAAAUGAUACAACUCUAUCCAAUUGUACUAUUUCAUUUACAGGACUAAUAUCAAAUACCUGGUAUCCUAUUGCUGUACAGGUGGAAGAUUUUAUCAAUGAAACAAGUACGGAACCAUUGAGUUCAGUACCAGUUCAGAUUUUAAUUUAUGUUCAAGCAACACCAUCAUGUACAAUAUUGCCUACCAUUGUUUCUAUGACAGAUUGUUUAGAAGUUCAAGUUGGUGUAACAACAAAUUUUACUCUAUAUGUAACAAAUUUAUGCAAUUCCAGUGCAACAAUCACUGAAGUUAUUAUAUCAAAAAAAAUUUCUGGUAUGACAGCUGGUAAUGUGAAAAAUUCGACAACCAAUACAUUAUCAUAUAUACAAUUAACUUGGACACCACAAUCUAGUCAAAUUGGAACACAAGUCAUGUGUGCAUAUGCAUAUAAUAGUUUAUUGGUACGUUCAACACAAUAUUGUGUAACAUUCACAGUCACAACAUCAUCUCCAAAUUGUCCGACAACAACAGUCGCUGGAGCUUCAACGACAACAGUACCAACAAAUAAUAAUAACAUGAACAUUCCACUGAUUGUUGGUUUAUCAUUGUUAGGAUUAUCACUAGCAUUAUGCUGUUGUUGUUGUUGGCUCUAUCAUUUUUUCUGGGGUGCUGCAGCAAGGCGUCGUCGAGGAGGAAAACAACAAGAAAGAAUUGAACAACAAAAGUGUUCUCAAUUACUGCCAUCAUUCAUUAAUCGAAAUCUUCCAUUCCAAACAUUGAAUAACAAUUAUUUAUUUCGCAAGAUAUCAAAUAAUCAAGAUAGUAUAGAUGCUCUUCGUUUAAGUGCACCGACAUCAUUCUUAAGCCUAUCAAAAAAUCAGAUAUCUUUUACCGUUAGUGAAAAUGACAGAAACCAUAAUAUCGAUUAUCAUCACAACAAUAGUAUUACUAAAAAUGCUCGAAAACAACUAUCAACGGUUGACAACAGUGCGCAACUCAAUGAUACUCACAAAAAAGAUAGAAGUAAUACUAUUAAUACAACUAAUAAUAUAAGUGGAGAUAUAACUAUUGAAGAUGUGGAUGCAUCAAUGUAUUACGAUGAACCUAUGCAUGUUAUUAAACCGAAUGAAGAUGAAACAUCAGCCGUUCAAAAACCUCAAUUAACAAAACUUAAUUCUCUUGAAGCCGUAAAACGACGACAAAGUCGAUCGAUAAAAGAACACGUUCCUAGUCAACCAAUCACAGAAGAACGUUCAUCAAGAAUCGGUAGUAUUACCGUUACCCGAGUGAGAAGUUUCUCUAAGAAUAAUAAAUCAAGAAAAAGAAAUGAAACAACUAUAAUUCAUGACAAUGAUGGAGAACAUACAAACGACAAAAUAAAUGCUACAUCAGAUUCACAUAAAAAGCAAAAAAUUCGAUCACGUAGAUCAAGACAUCGAAAAAUUAAUGUCAAUGUGAUGAAAUGA
Molecule: messenger RNA, 2058 nt
Organism: Rotaria sp. Silwood1
Lineage: Eukaryota; Metazoa; Rotifera; Eurotatoria; Philodinida; Philodinidae
Source: the annotation of a GenBank genome assembly